Messenger RNA from Tetranychus urticae (two-spotted spider mite), 2067 nucleotides. RefSeq lists its product as uncharacterized. The record is from RefSeq and is a predicted model, not a curated record. Gene Ontology annotation, biological process: positive regulation of transcription by RNA polymerase II; sensory organ development; axon development. Gene Ontology annotation, cellular component: nucleus. Lineage: Eukaryota; Metazoa; Arthropoda; Arachnida; Trombidiformes; Tetranychidae. Gene Ontology annotation, molecular function: protein dimerization activity; DNA-binding transcription factor activity; E-box binding.
UAACCCCGAAAGAAAUGGAAAGAAUCAUUCAGAUAAAUCUUAAAAAUGAAAUCAAAUACAAAUCCAGCUCAAGCGGAUCACCUGUGAAGCUGCAAUGAUAUGUUAGUUUGAGGUUUCAAGAUGCGAGAAGAAAACGUCUUAAACAACCAACCGAAACCCAAUGUGAAUAAGCAAUCGAAAUUUAAAUGCGUAUCAAUUCAAUUGAAUAGUUUUAACCCAAGUGAAUAAUUCAAGGAAUAGUUAGCCCGUAAAUGGUUGUCACAGUGUCACAAGUAUCUAAUUGAUUUGGUAUUAAAAGGAUCACUCGAUACAGAAGAAAAUUUCUUUCUAGAAAUUUUGAAUUAAUGUUGGCAGAAAAUUUAAGCCCAUUAUUAUCCCAUCUCUAUUGUAUGCUUAGAGAUUUGUCUAAACUGACCUAUUACAAUGGUUCAACAAUUGUAUAAUCAUAACGCUCAACUUGGGAGGUUUGUCUUAACCCUUUUUUGAGGCUCAGCAAGUUAGGAAUAAGAUAUUAACGAGCAACUUGGAUGGGAAAAAACGCAGGCGCGUAAACUAAAGCAAUUUGUUAACUAAUGUUAUAAGAAAAAAAGUGAAUUUAGUUCACUUUUAGUUUUUAAUGAUCAGCAAACAGUUGAAAAACUUAGGUAUAAUGACCACAAUCUUUGAGAAAAGCGAUUCAUUAAAGUUAAUUGAUGUGGAACAUCUUGAAACAGGAACCAAAAAAUCACUCGACACAGAGGUAAUCUAUCUCAAUAUAAAUGACUUGACAACAGAGGCCAACAAUUAUGCAGACUAUAACGAAGAUGAAGUCAAGUUACCGUACCAAUUGUCGUACCAAUUACCAUCCAUUGAAUGGCUACUAAGAAGUGAUUCCGUUGCUUAUGAAAAUUUAAAAAAACAAUCCUAUAAAAUUAAUGGUCAUCUUUAUGAAUCAACAUCAACAACAUUGACUACAUCAUCUAAAUUAAGUGUUGCCACAGAAUCAAUUGAUCUUAAAAGUAUUUCAACCUCAAUUGGAUCCAUUGAUGAUGUUAACAAUGUUUUAACUUGUUCCUCUUCAUCAUGUUUAUCUUCACCUUCCUUCUCAUCAUCGCCAAAAUCCAUAGAGUUAUCAACACCAACAACACCGAAUCCUCCUUUAAUUGAUUCCCAAUCGACAAACUUUCGUAACAUUAUUGACAACAACUGUACCGAUUACAAUGAGGAUUAUGAUGCUUUGGAAACCGAUGAUAUUGUAAGCAACAUUGUCAGCGCAACAGUUAAUGUGGAUAGAAGAAUUGAAAUAAACAAUAAUCACUUUAAUUUCCACAAUCUACAGUUAAGGAAUCCAUUCAACAACCAUCAUUAUCACCAUUUACACGCACAUUACCAUCACCAUCAUUACUUUCAUCGCCAUCAGCCUCCUUUUAAUUUACCUGAUGUAUAUUCAAAGAUGGAAGUUAUUCCAAGCACAACAUUACCAUCACCAACCUCAACAUGUUCAUCAUCUUCGACAGCCUUAGAAGCAAUUUAUCAACCUCCUGAGGUUCCAUCUCGAAAUAUGCCAACAUCAACAUCAACAACUAAGAAUCGGAAAUUGCGAACCCAAAUAUGGAAAAAAUAUUCAAAGAAGAAAAAUUUAUCACAAGAUGAAUUGGAACGCAAACGUGAUUUAGCCAAUCAACAAGAGCGAACCCGAAUGCACAGACAAAAUGAUGCCCUUAAACACCUGAGAAACGCUAUUCCGUAUGAAUUCAGCCGUCAUCCACCAGAAAAAAAUCUCUCUAAAAUUAAAACACUUCGAUUUGCUAUUGAAUAUAUAAAGGAAUUAAACAGUAUGUUAACCAGAGAUAAUCAAUGAUAAAAAUCUAUUGACCAGUACAAAAUUGGGUUCAUCAUUCCACAGCUGACCAUUAGUUACGACCAUUUGGUUAUUAAUCAAACUGUAAAUCACAUCCAUCAUUAAACCUAAAAUGCUAAAAUGUUUUGCUUUGACAAUUUGACAAUUGUCAGUUGAAAUGAAAAUUUACUUAAAGACCAAGAAAUUAAAAAAGACAUCUGAAUCAGAAUGACCAAUGAAAGAUUCAA